AUUAUGAUGUCAAGAUGAUUGCCUGAAUCUUCCCAAAUGUGUAGGCUUGGAUCUAGACUUGGUAAGUUGGGCUUAGUUCCAACUGAAAGCAGAUGUAAGCUGCCCAAAGAAUUUUGUUGUAGGGGGCAAGAGGCAAAUGCUGUGAGUAAAUAAAUAAUGAGACUUAUGUCGUGACUAACUUGUCAAUGGGGACCAAGUUUAAUGAACAUUCUGGAUCCAAUCCAUUGAAAAGUCAGAGUUGAGGAGUGACAACUAAGGGACGGUCUUUGCAUGUCCUCUCAAGUCACUGUUCAUUCUUGAUACAGGCAUAGAAUGAUGAAGAGAAACCAGUUGGCUGACUGUGGAUCGUACCUUCUGAAAUACAGUGUCUGAAAACGAUAUAUUUUAAAAAGUAAUUUAAGUGGAUUCAGACUUAUGAAUGCCUUCUAAUUCACAAAUCAUCAAUAAAGCAGCAUGUUAAACAUAUGCUGUGAUAUCUUUCAUUCUGGGUGAGAGCCAGCGACAUGCCAGGGGAUGCAAUGGGACUCCCCUGCAGCCCUUGUGCCCCCAAUCUGCUUCAGAGGGUCCCCCAACUCUGCAGAGGUAAUAAUAAUAAUAAUAAUAAUAAUAAUAAUAAUAAUUUAUUUAUACCCUGCCAAUCUGGCUGGGUUUCCCCAGCCACUCUGGGAGGCUCCCAGCAGAAUAUUAAAAAUGCGAUAAAAGAUCAAACCUUAAAAACUUCCCUAAACAGGGCUGCCUUCAGAUGUCUUCUAAAUGUCAGAUAGUUGUUUAUUUCCUUGACAUCUGGUGGGAGGGCGUUCCACAGGGCAGGCGCCACUACCGAGAAGGCCCUCUGCCUGGCUCCCUGUAACUUCACUUCUUGCAGUGAGAGAACUGCCAGAAGGCCCUAGGAGAUCCGAGCAGGGGGCUGCAGGCGAGGAGAGGAACCCCUAUUUGCACAAGUGGGGUGCCAAAAAUAUUGGCUAUCACCCCACGUCUUUAUUUAGCAGGUGGCAGCUUCCUUAUCACCCCUGAUUUCAGGGCAUAAUGAAAGAAAGAGAGCCGAGAUAAAGUGAAAGACAAGGCAGCUAAUGGCAGUAUCAUGUAAAUAAACUGUCCAUUUCAGAAGGGGGCAAAACUGCACAAGGUUGCUGUUACUUCUGUGCAUCUUUAUGGGGGUCGUGCCCAAUUUAUUCUGCAUGUCAGCACUCGUGUGUGUGAUAUAUAUAUACAUACAUACACACAACACCAUCUUAGUUUUGGUCACUCAUUAAAUACAGUGCUCCUCUUGCUUUAUCAGUGAUAUAUUAAACUGUCUGCUUUUCACUUCAGCAAUGUAUUGUCUCUUCACAAUUGAUAUAAAUGUUACUGAUGGACCUUGACUUUCCAGCUCCUGAGAUGGAUGUCAUAUAAAUGAGAAUGCUUGGGAAAUUUGGUGCUGACACAGAAUGGUAUGAUUAGGUGCAUAAUGUGGGCAUCACAAUUUGCAAUGCAUCCUACAGAGAAAUAGCAGAGUUCCAUGAUUUAACAAGGAUUGUGGAAAUAUGCAGCCCUCAACACCAUUUAUGAAUUAAUCAGGUGCACAAGCACCUCUUAUGAGGACUUCAUGCUGAGUAAGGAAGUCGCCUAGGGACAUAAUACUAAAAGACCCCUACAAAACUCAUUAAUAGAAACUACAUCUCCUUAUUUUUAAUUUAAAUAUAUAAUAGAAAAAGAAACAAGUUAUCACUGGUUAUCGCUGGAUUGGAAUUAGAAAAUCAUAUAAUGCAAAAAUUACAAAAGUUUUAAGGGGGGGGGAACCUUGAAUAAAUACAUAUUUUAAGGGUACACCACACCAAUUCCACCAUGGAAAUGUCAAAAAGUUAUAUUUGUUCAAUGAUGAAAAUAUCGUUGCUGUGCUGGGCACUUAUUUUGAUUAUAAAAGCCUUCAUUUUAUUGCCGUCGUAGGUGCAGGCAUUUUGUAGCAAGCACAAUUCACCUAGGUGAAAUUUAAAUAACCAUUAAAUACAAUAAAUGGCUGUGCCCAAGUAUUACUGUCUUUGGAAACUGGAGGUGAGAGAGGGGAAGAGGUAAAAUGUUUAGUAUAACCUUUUGGUGCUAGCCUCAAAGCAGCCAAAGUUGUGUGAAGUCACUAUAUUUUUACGUAGCUAUUAAGGAAGUACGUUUAAAUGCUACCAGGCAGUUCAGAUAAUAUAAAAUUUCCAAUACUGCCUUCGACUCGAGUCAAGGGUACACUUUAAGAGUUAUUAGCACCCAGCAAAGUGUGUUAAGUCUGACAUUCAUGAUGUCUCAGUUAUUAAAUAGAUACCAGUACACGUACUGAUUUUCUUAUAAAACUUAAUAAUGAUAAUGACCUUUCCGUUUAGAAUCAGGCUUUCAGCGCGGAAAACACUGACAGAUUUAUAGAAUUUAAUGCUAGACACAAACUGCAGAUCAUUGUCAGGUUUUCCCAUAUAGAGAAUUUGAAAUGUAUUUUUCACUCUUGGUCUUGAACAUUUCAUGUGUCAUAAUGACCAUCAAAUGUAUAUAUUUCUAUGCAUAGCUAGCAUAAUCGACGUUACACUCAAUUUAUCAUUUGAUUUAUUGCCCCUCUGCACCACUGCAUUAUUCCACUGAGAUUAUCUGCACACUAUAAUGCCUCUUAAUAGAAAAGAUGAGGUGAUUCUGUCAGAGAAUCGACUGCCAUUACUAAACAAUUAGAGAUGUUUUGGUUUAUGUCCUGUGCUCCUCAGAUAAAUUUGCUGUAAUACAUACCAUAGCAAUGGGGAACAUAGGAGAUGUCCCUGUUACACUCAUUUCCCCUCCACCACAAGAACCUGGCUGUGGAGAAUUUUUCUCUCGAGGCCUAAAUUGAGAGAUUGUUGUGACUCAACACAUGAGCUAAUAUACUGGCACAUAAGUACGUGCCAUCAGAUUCUAGCUAUCUAAUAAAGCAGCAUGGUGCUCUAUUUUUUUUUAUUUGUUUAAACAAUUUAUCUACCACUUAACUACAAUGGUCUUUGAACAGUGUAUAAGAAAUAAAAUACAGAAAUGAUAAAAAUUGGUUAAAAUGGGGGGGACGGGACACCAAACAGAUUUCAAUUAAAAUGCCUGCUGGAAUAACAACAACAACAACAACAACAACAACAACAACAACAACAAAGGUCUUCAGUAAGCGCCAAAAUUUCAAUUGGGAAUUGGCCUGUCUAAUCUCAGCCAUAAGGAGUCUGUAGAAUUUGACCCACAAUACUGAAUGCAUGGGUCUUAGUGGAUAUGAGCCACAUAUCUGACCUAUGGUGGACCACUAAGCGUGACUCCCCCCAAAGUCUCAGUGACUGAGAAGGAAUAUAAGGAUUAUAUAAUUCUAUAGACCAAUUUAUCAUAUAAACGAAACAUAUUAUCAGAAAUUAAAGUCCAGCAGGUUGUCCUUGUUGUUAAAGGCCUUGUAAAUUAAAACAAGAACAUUGAACUAGGCAUGAUAUCAUAUGGGUAGUUGGUGUGAGCUUUUGAGAACUGGAGAUAUGUGCUAGGCAGUGAUGGAUUAAUGGCCAUUGGCAUCAGUUCAGCAAAGGAUACCAGGCAGAAAUGAUCUGGACCAGUUAGACUCCACUGCUUAUUCAAUUGGCACAAAAGAAAUAUGGUGCAAACCUAUGCACAGCUUUCUUAGUAAUAUACACCUGUUUAGUGAUAAAUUCUGCAGUGUGGAAGCUCAUCAUGACAACACCCCCCAAUCACGUCCAACCUGGAAGAGUCCAUAGUCACACCUCUAAGAAGAGUCUAAAAUGUACAGUGCUGUGAUUAUUUAGAUAUAUUUCUCACCCAAGGAGAAACAAUACAUAAUGCCAAUCUUAUGAGGUCAGCAGAAAUUGAUAAAAUAUUAUUUUAACAACAACAAUCAUCACCACCACGAACAUCGUACACCGCCCAUCUGACUGGGUUGCCCCAGCCACUCUGGGUGGCUUCCAACAUAUACAAAAAGAUAAUAAAACAUUGGACAUUCAAAACUUCCCUAUAGAGGGCUGCCUUAAGGUGUCUUCUAAAGGUUGCUUAUCUCCUUGGGAGGGCAUUCCACAUGCUAAUCUGCACAAACAACAGUCAACCCCCAAAGCCCUUUAAUCAUCUCAUUCGCUUCCCAGAGCAAGAAGGGCCCAUCAAUCACCUUGAUGCUCCAACAGAUCAAAGUGGGGUAAGGGGGAAGAGUGGGGGGACAGCAGCAGCAGUGGGAGAUGCCAGUGAGUGGGGUCCUGAGUCGUACACAUUUACUGCCCCUGACCCUCCACUUCGUGGGGCCUUCACUGAAGUUUGCCUACUGGGUGGAUCAGCUCUGGCAACACUAUGCCAAUCCUCAAAAGCACAUUUAGCAACAUGCUUAAAAAUCACAGAGUGAUAUACUGAAACAAGCCCAUGCAUAACCUUUGCCAUGUUCUCUGGCAAAUGUACAAGCUUGGACUACAAUGUCUCUCUAGAGGAGAACUGAGAUGAGUGGGCUUAUUGGUUCGCUUUCACAGUGACCAUCAAACUAUAUUACUGUUUUUCUUUAGGAAAAAGAAACCCCGGUUAAGAAAUAAGAAGUGUGCUAUGAAAUGUAUUGCUUAAAUUGUACUUUCCCAGAGCAAAGUCUUCAUGUUACUAAUGAGCCAGUAUGCAGGAGAUCAUGAAAUAACACUGUGCUGCUAUUGGCUGCUGAUGCCCCCAAAGGCUCGAAGUGAGUAUGUUUCUCUGUUACGGUUUGGCCCAGGAAAUGUUAUGUGUCCACAAGUCUCCUUUCAAAAUGGCCACAUCAGCUCGAAUCCUUUCAAGAAACUCCUUGAUGGGCUAUGUUUACAUAAUUACAUAAAACAAUGUAAUGCUGAAGAUCUGGAGGCACAACCUUUUAUACUAACAUCAUGACUGUAAGAAGCAAAGAACAGUAAAUACUUGGGUUUCAAGGAACUGGAGAAUGUAAAAAUAUUGAACAUAUUAUGUUUGAGAGGAGCCAGUUUUUCUUGGGCUUUGCAGAGAAACUUAUGAGUUCUCUUGUUACAGACACUCGGAACUGCUAACUACCAAGAGGCAAUGUGGUUUUCACUGUGUUGCAUACUAUCGAAAAAUGAACCCUAUCCUUUAGCUAUUCAUAGUGUUAUAUUCCUGUGGCUGAAAGUCAAACAUAAGAAAUACCAGAUCAGGAUUAACUGUGCCUUGAAAUUAAUGAGUGAACCUAUUUACAGUGUGGGUAUUCAGGCAGAAGAUGUACCUUAGCCUAGCUGGUAAAUAUCCAGCACCCUAGAUAGCAGAAACUAUAGGAGGUCCAAAUGCAGCUGGGCUGGCUUAACACAUUCGGAAGUACAUGGAGCUAUGCAUGUUGCCAUCCAGAUAAUAUUCCCUUCCCAUAAGACCAUUAAGCCUGGAGACUAAAAUUAUCUAAUUGCACCUUUGGCCCAGAUUCAGCAAGAGCAAUCGGCACACUGAAGUAGACUUCCGAUAAUGGAUCUCAGGGAUGGGUCAUUCUAUAUGCAAACACUUGCCUCAGGUUGUUCUCCUUUCCACAUGCAGCCCCCAAAAGAAUUGGAGAGGAAGAGCUCUACCUAUGGGCCUCCCCUCUGCCUGUGUCUGUCAAACAAUUGGAUAGGUGCUAUCAAAGAUGGCAGCAUCAAUAUCUUUUUAGCUGUGAGCAACUUGUGUGUAACAGUAUAUACACUGGUUGACAAAUUUCUUUAUAUGUAUUUUUAGGCUAUCUGAAUGGCAUGCACACACACACACACACACACACACACACACACACACACACACACACACACACAUAGAACUUUUUUCCCACUGAAACUUGCCAGAACUCAGUUCCAGCACCUCUCAGUUGGGUGCCAUUGCCAUUAUAAGAGAUCAAAGGAGGCAUUCAUGGUGAGCACCUCUUUUUCUAGAAAAAUACUACACAUGUGUGUGCGUGUGUGUGUCUAAUUGCGUACAAUAGGAAAGAAAGAUACAAACAUAUGACAAUACGUGUUGUCAGGUGCUGGCGUGGUUGCUGGAGAGCGAACAGGCAAGACUCCCACCGGUCUUUUCCAGGUUUUAUUAUCUGUACGAAACCUUUACAGUGCAGAGCGUCUCAAGUCCAUGUCUGCUCAGUCGCUAGCAGAAACUGGGAGUGGGCGGUCCUUAAACUUUCCCCAGCAUAGCAGUCUUUUGACCCCAAUCCUACGCCUUCCCUCUCUGCGUGUAAACCGACUGCGCAGAGAGGGCGUGGGCAAAGGGGGACCUGCCUCCCCCUGGCUUUGCUCAGGCUCGGUGUUGCAGCUCUCUCUAGCAUCUUCCGAGCCCUGCAUCCCUUCCCCACUGGAGGCGGGGCCUCCCUCCUCUCCAGAGGAAGAGCUGCUUCGCAUGAUCUUCGGAGGCUCCCUGUAACCCAACUGCCCUUCCACCUCUCACCUCUGAGAUGAUGGCAGUUCCCUGACACGUGUGUUAAAAAAAGAAACAAGUAAUGACACACAAACAAGUAAUGGCAUUUGUUUAGGACAACAUCGUGUCCCCACUGGAGAUUAUCCUUGGGAAAGGUUUAGAGCUCAGUGGUAGAGCAUGCAGCAGGUUGCAGGUUCAACCCCCAUCAUCUCCAGGUAGGGCUGAGAGAGACCCCUUUCUGAAAUCCUGGAGAGCCACUACCAAUCAGCAUAGCCAGUACUGAACUAGAUGGACCAAUGGUCUGUCUCAGUAUGAGGCAAUUUCCUGUGACAAUCUGUCAAUCCAGGAUACAUCAGGUUUGGUAACCUUGAAAUUCAAGUGCUCUGUUUAUCUUUGCAGCGCCGCUUACUGGUGUUCACAUGUAUCAUGUGACAACUCACUACAAAUGUCAUGGAUGGGGAAGGUGUGUAACACCAAGGAGAAAAAUGAAUAAUCAAAGCACCAACUUAUAUUUGUUAAAAUAAAUUAAAGUGACAGAAAACAGUUUAGUAGUUUAAGAGUUAGAAGGAAUAACUGAACACCUGUAAAUUUCUUCAAAUUAAAGGGAACUAUUGUACUUUCAAGUCAUCCCCUCGUGCUCAGUCAUUGAAGAACACAGAGUUGCGCAUAGAUCAGAGGACCACAGUUCUAGCUCAGCACAACAAGGUGAGCGAAACGCUACCUGCCUGCCUUUUGUUAGUUCAUGUCACAACCUUAAGAUUACUUUCUGAUGAUGAACUGCUGCCAGGGCAUUGAAGCCGCUGUUUGAAAGAGCUUUAAGAUUGUGAAAGCCCAGAGCCCAAUUGCCUUAUCCAGCAUUAACAAACUAUUUUGAAGGGUGGGUGGAAAGGCACGAACCUGUUCACAUGAGAUCUCAUAGCUGAUCAAAUCCAAAUGUAUUGGGCAGCUAAUUUAAUUUCCAGAGGGCAUGACAGAAUGCCCCAUUGACAAGAGAGCCUCUCGCCUCAUACUGACUCUGUCUUUCAUGGAUGUUUCAUUUAUCAGCAUCCUCAAGCAGCUAAAAAUGAGAAGAAACCGAAAGACAAAAUUGAAGAGAGUUGCCCUACUAUGUGACUGGCUUCUUGAAGUUAUUCUCCAAAGCCACCGCCUGGCCGCUUCCAAGUCUGCCUACCCAUUGCCCUUGACAAUGUGCUCUUGAUGCUUUUCAGCUGCAUCGAUACCCUGAAAGCCAAACUAGAUGCGAUGUUAAUUGUGAGAAUGCAAUACAUUUUUUUCUGUUAUGAAAACAAAAACCACUGGCAAAGUCUGAUCAAUGGGAGGUUCCCUUGAAAUAUAAACAGUAGCUUUGAAGAGGUGAUUUUUGUCAAGGCUGUGAAAGGGACACAGAGAGUUAAAUUUCUCUCCUCUUCCCUAUCCAAUAGUUCCAAGACUGCUCAGGCUUACCCACAAAGGCCAUUUACACAGAUAGUUCGGGAGUUGGAUAAUUCCAUACCCUCCACAUUUCUCCAAUGAAAACAGGGACAUCCUCCCAUACCCUCCAACAUUUCUCCAGUGAAAAUAGGGACAUCCUAAGGAAAAGCGGGACAUUCCACAAUCAAAACAGAAACUGGGAUGGCUUCUCUAAAUCAGGGACGUCCCUGGAAAACAGGGACACUUGGAGGGUCUGAAAUGGCCUGUUAUGGCCUUGCAAGAACCAUCCACUUCUAGGGCAAUAUUUUCCUGACAAAAGUUGCUCCAGCUGGCCAUUCCCAUUUAUUUUUUAAAAAUGCACUGCCUUUCUCUUAAAUUCAAGCAAUCAAAUGUAAUGUUCCGUUCACAGAAUUCAUUAUUUUCCCCUUUUAUUUAGGUUCAAAUAAACUGAUCUCUGGGAUAUUUGUUUAUAUCCCAUGUAAUGGAGCAUUUUAGUUCAUGGCCUAGGAUGCAAUGAACUGCUAUUAAAUAUGUAAGAGAGGGGAGGGAAACACUGCUAAAUAUUGAAACUUUUAAUUGAAACUGAUAGCUGAUAUUUUUACAGUUUCACAAUCCCACUGUCAUAAAUGCAGUUUCAGUGCGGGAUCCAUUCCCUGAUUUAAUUGGCAUUAUCUGCUAAUGCCAAGGCAGAGCAGCAUAUUUUAAAAUGUCGAGAUGGAUCGACAAGGAGACAGAUAUAUACAGAGGUGGACAAGAUGAAAAGAGAAAACAGGAUACUGAUUGCACAGACUAAAGUCUGAUUUCCAGUUAUUUCCCAGAGCCAGGCUGUGCAUAAUCUGAAACAGUUGCCCUUAAAAUUACAGGAGACAACUGCUAAAUAAAUAAAGGGCCAUAAAAUAACAUAAAAUAGAGCAUCACUGUUGGAUGGAAUAAAAUAUCAAUUUGCCAUGUGUUAUUAAAGCGUGUUCUCAUAAAAGAGAGAGCACGUGUUGCGGAUGGGGCCAAACAAAACCCCCUGUUAGUGACCAGGCCAUUGAUGGCAAUGGGCUGGAGCAGAUUGGAUGAUGCUGUUACUGGGGUAAAUUUGAUGUUGCCAAUUUAGGGGUGGGAUUAAUGGUUAUAUAUAAGCAGGGUCCACAGCUUUCUCUUUCUCUUUCGCUGUGGACACCGGAUCUUCAGUACCGGGGUGAAUCAGCGAGAGAUCUUGGUUGUAUAAAUCCUCUGAUUCUCCUCUUUUUCUUUUAAUUUUCUCCUCAUUAUUUUAAUUGAUAUAUCCCUGCUAAUUUAAUUUGAUUUCUUUGUGGCUUGCUUUCUUCCCUUUCUGGCGGCAGCCUUAGGCCGCCAAUAGGGGCGCCCGCCGUCGGGCGGCCUGUCUAGGGCCUGACUGUGGUCUUUGUUAAUACCCCCCUCCAGCUUCGUCGCGGCCUAGGCCGCAGCUGCGGGGACCCUACUGGGUCCUGGGGCUAGCCGGCUUUGGGCCUCUUCGCCAGGCCCCCUCCUAGCCCCCGUGAGCUCCCCGGUCCCUGAUUCCUUGCCCCCCCCCUCCCCGGUCACCGCGCUUCUGCGGCGGGCGCCGCGGUCGCGCGCGGCGGGCCCGGGCCGGCCGGCCCCGCCGCGUCUACGAUCCCCUGCUCCACGGGGAUCGUCUUGCGGCCUGCUAGGCCCGACUGGGGGCCUCCGCGGCCUCGGCCGCUCUGCCGGCUUGAUCCGGCGGGCGCUCGAGGCCUCGCGGCCCGCUCGGCUCGGCGGGGGCUUUCCCGCCUUUGAUUACUUUCCCCGGCUGGGGGUCCGCCCUGGAACGCGGCGCGGCGGCGUGGCCGACCGCUGAGGCCGACCCCCCGCGGGCGGCCGAGGCUCCGGCCCGGCAGCGCCGGGACCGUCCUCUGGCUGGGGCGGCCCAGCCGGGUGCCUGCGUGGCCGCGGCGGCCUUACCUCCUGGGGCCUUGGGGUGCCGGCGCCGUUGCGGCCUGCUGGGCUGAGCUGGGGGAGGAGGGCUUCCGUGGGCGGCAGCCCCCUCCUGUUCCUUUCUGGGGGUGAGGGGCCGUUCGGGCCUCGGAACCCCUGUGCUUUGCCCUGGUGGGCCUCUUGCAGGGUGCUGGGGUCGGCUCUAGCUGGCAUUUGAGCCCCUAUUGCCCCUUCGCAGUUGCGGAGGCAUCCCUUCACCCAUUUUAGGGCAAGAUAGGCGGGAGCGCCAUUUUGCCUUUGUUUCUGUCGACUGGCGGCCUCUUGUGGCCAGACUUAUAAUUACAGGCUUUUCAGAAUCCGAGGGCCUAGCAAUAGUGGAGGCCUCUAGUGGCCGGACCUGGUAAGUGCAGGAUUUUUCAGACACUGAGGGCCUAGAUCUGGUGGAGGCCCCUAGUGGCCACUGUGGUAUUGCAGGCUUUUGAACUACUUCCUGCUACUUGGUGCUGCUUUCUCAUUUAAUUCUUUAAUAAUCUUAUUACUUUCCCCCUAAUUUGGUGAUUUUCAUUUUAUUUUAUUUUAAUUUAAAUUUAUUUUCUUUUACACCAGUAGUAGGGAUGGCCCCAAGGAAGGCAACAAGGAAGUCUGGUCCGGCCUGCUCUGCAAAGCGGCCUAUAAGAGGCCCGUCGCAGGCCUUACGUUCUCCUGAUCCUGGCCAGUCGGUGGAACGCCUUCAAUCCAUGGUCUCUAGUUUGGCUGGUGACCCGGUGGCUCUGGCAAGGAUGGAGGCGGAGCUCGAGGGUUUGAUGCACCGCCGCUCAACCCCGUCGACUUCUUCUGCGACGCUGGCUCCCCCUGCGGUCGCUUCAUUUCCACCGUCAUCAUCCAGUGAAGAAGAAGGGGAGCCAUUGCCGGCCAGUGGAUACUUACCUGACACGCGACAGGCUCGGUCCCAGGUUCUGCCUGCGUCGCAGGUUGCCGUGCCACGGGUCGGGCUCCUUCCAGGGUUGGGGCCAGAAAGAGGGCACCUGCCCGGGGUCAUGUUGUGCGGGGUUCACCUGCGCGGCCCACAGUUGGGGGGAGUUCGAUCCCUGGUCAUUCACAAGUUGUGUCUUUCCAGUCACUUCCAGCCAUUCCGCAUCAGGGCGAUGCAUCAGAGUCGUCGGUCGAGGACAGCCUCCCUCUUCCUCCGAAGACCUCUUCGGGCGGUCAUCGCCGCCGCAAGAAAAGCUCUAGGAGGCGUGCCAAGAGGAGACGUAGAGACACCUCGUCCUCUUCAUCAGGUGCGUCUUCCCAGAGUUCCAGUAGUGACGAGGAAGCGCCCUUAAGUUAUACUGGGGUUUCGGAGAAGCCUCGGGGCUCCCAAAAUGGGUUUGGGAGCGGAGGGCGAAUUCCCAUAGGGCCAGGUAUGGAGCAGUGCAAGACUGCCUCGACGGGGUCCCGAUGCCUGAUGUAAAGGUCUCCACCAACUCGGCCAGGGAUAUUAUACCGGGGCUCACCUGUCAGCUAAAUUGCGUUCCAGGAUACUGGAUGGCCGCUAUGUUGAUAUAUUCAGCCUAGCCCCUCCGUUAGAAGGCCAGGACCCCUGGAUAGGGGCCCGCCUGUUACUAAGAAGCGGACGGUCAUAGCAAAGGCUGAUAGGACUUUUGAGCGAUGGUUAGAUAGUUUCCAGGUUUUUGCUGGAGUUGUGGCUGCGGCUUAUCCUAGGAGAUCCUUGCAUCUAUGGGUGUAUCUAUCCAUAGUCCGUUCCGCCUUCACAAUGGCCGGAGAAACUGCUGCGCUAGCUUACGACCAGAAUUUUAGGCGUAGGGCGGCCAAGAUCCCCACGGCCCGCUGGGAUCGGAAGGACUUGGAUGUCUGGACCACUUAUGUGGCCCCCCGUAUUGACAAGAAGGUUCCUGAUACCCAGAAAUUCAAGGUUGCCUCGACAAGGUUAGGCCGUAAGCCGUUCUGUUGGGAUUUCAAUAAGGGCGCUUGUACACGGCAAUCCUGUAAAUACGCACAUGUGUGCGACAAGUGCUCAGGGAGCCACUCCGCGUCCGCGUGUCUGGGAGGUCGCCGCCCCUUUCGGAAAGGAGGGGGCUCUCAGCAGCCCCCGAAAGCCGCUUCCCAAGUCCCUGCCGCGGGAGCAGGGAAGUAGUAUGCUUUCCUCCUUGGCUUAUACCCCGGUAAGGCUGCAACCGCUACUAUCGUUGUUGGAGUUAUACCCUGAUGCCAAAUCGGCGUCCUACUUGCGUGACGGUUUUUCUUUAGGUUUUAGAAUCCCGGUGGUCUCUACCCCGGUUGCCAAGAACCCAGCGAACCAAAAAUCAAUUAGGGAUAUGCCUGAAGUGGCGCGUAGGAAAAUUGGUAAAGAACUAGCUUUACGUCGCAUGGCCGGUCCUUUUGCUGCCCCCCCUUUUCCCAAUUUGCAUAUUUCACCUUUGGGUAUAGUUCCCAAAAAAGCUCCGGGGGAAUUUCGCCUAAUUCAUAAUCUCUCACAUCCUAGAGGCACGUCAGUAAAUGAUGUGAUUCCCCCGGAGCUUUGUUCGGUAAAGUACGCUUCUCUUGAUCACGCGAUCAAGAUGAUUCGGAAAUUCGGGCCGGGCGCCUUAUUGGCAAAAUGCGACAUUGAAUCAGCAUUUCGGCUGCUCCCAAUUCAUCCUGACGAUUUUUGGUUGCUGGGAUUUCAGUUCGAAGGCGGAUUCUACUUUGAUAAGGCUAUGCCCAUGGGCUGCUCAGUUGCCUGCGCGGCCUUUGAGUGUUUCAGUUCAUUUUUGGAGUGGGCCUUGCGUGAAAAGACCGGCCUGAGAGGUGUCACGCAUUAUCUCGAUGAUUUUUUGGUCGCCUCGGCUGGCAAUACGGGGGACUGCGUAGUGUUAUUGCAGGCCUUCGCUUCCUUAACGGAAGAUCUGGGUGUCCCUUUAGCGGCUGGGAAGACCGAGGGUCCUUCUACGCAGCUGACUUAUCUGGGUAUCUUGCUAGAUACCGUGGCUCAAACCUCCAGCUUGCCGCCCGAGAAAAUAAUCAAUUUGAGAAAGGUUAUUGAGGAUAUGAUUCCCUUAAAGAAGGUUUCCUUGCGGCAGCUCCAGUCGUUGCUGGGCCAUUUGAAUUUCGCUUGCAGGGUGGUUUCCCAGGGCGACCGCUUUGCUCCCGCUUGGCCAGACUUACCUCGGGUUUACAGGCCCCUCAUCACAGGGUGCGCCUUCCUGCUCAGGUAAGGGCUGACCUUGCUAUUUGGUUGGAAUUCUUGGAGGAAUUCAAUGGGGUGUCCUUGUGGCAGGACACCUUGAACCUCCACAACGACUUCCAGGUGCAGUCUGAUGCUGCUGGGUCCUUGGGGUUUGGCUUGUACUGGGACGGCAGGUGGUGUGCUGAGCGCUGGCCUCCUGCUUGGCGGGGGCAGGCUAUAACUCGGGACCUAACAUUUCUUGAGUUUUUUCCCAUCGUAGUGGCAGUGCACUUGUGGGUCGAGCAUUUUAGGGAUCAUCGAGUUUGUUUCUGGACUGAUAACCAGGCGGUGGUGAAUGUACUGGCCAAGCAGUCUUCACGGUCCCCUAGGGUAUCUGCCCUUCUUCGGGCCUUCGCUUUGCAUUGCUUGCGUUUUAACAUUGUGUUUUCUGCUCGUUUUGUCCCGGGAAUUUCUAAUGAAAUUGCUGAUGCUCUGUCCCGUUUUCAGAUGGAGCGUUUCAGGUCCCUGGUGCCAGUGGCUCGAGACCGUCCGGAAAUUUUCCCGGAUCAUCUCUGGAACCUUGGCAGAACUUAGUCUUACAGGGAGUAGCUGCAUCUGUUGCACCUUCUACCUUGAGGUCCUAUAAAAAGGCCUGGGCGGACUUUUUAUUAUUUAGUGGGCAGUCUGCGGGGGAAGUUACCACCUCCCAUUCCACCUCUCAGGUUCUCCGGUAUCUGGCACAUCUAUUCCAGUUGCGUCGGGCAGCCAGGACCCUACGUCUGCACUCGGCAGCAAUUUCCUUUUUUAAUAAGGCAUAUUUUAACAAAGACCCGUGUGGGAAGUUUGUAGUGCGUAGAGCCCUAGAGGGAUGGGGGCGACUCACUCCUUUCAGGCCCAUUUCCAGACGCCCCAUUACAUUUGAAUUGCUGGCGCAGAUGCGGUCUAAGCUGCGGAGCAUCUGUUGGUCAAAGUUUGAGGCUCGGCUAUUUUCAGCAGCCUUUUCGUUAGCUUUCUUUGGGGCCCUGAGAGUCGGAGAGGUGGUCCUUGAGCCCAAAAGGGACGGAGGUUCAAGGGGUCUGCUGAUGCAGGACGUUAGUGUGUCUUCAAUGGACCUGCAGGUUAAUGUCAGGAACUCAAAGACGGACCAACUAGGCAGGGGUGCUGUUAUUACGCUCCCUGCGACUGGCAAAAGUGGCCCUUGCCCGGUGAAAGACCUUAGGAAGUAUUUAGCCUUGCGUCCUGGCGGUGAAGGGCCCCUGUUCGUUCACGAAAAUGGCCGCCCACUGGUGAGACACCAGUUUACUGGUGUGUUGCGUAAAGCGGUGGCGGCUUGCGGCCUUCCGGCUUCGGAGUUUGCCCCUCACUCAUUUAGGAUUGGGGCUGCUACAACCGCCGCCCAUUGGGGUUUGUCAGUAAAGAGGAUAAAGGACCUGGGACGGUGGAGAUCGGAUGCAUUCAAAGUCUACGUGCGGUAAUAAUGAGUUGCUGUAUUUACCUGUGUGUGUUUUAACCCUAGGUCGGGCUGCUAUCCAUAUCUGGAUAGUAGGGCACAGUAUUGUGCACUGGGCUGCGGACAGAGCUCGCCAGUCCGGACUGGGUGAUGGCCUGGGAUUCCCGCAGCAUGUACAUGUGUCCUGGAUCUCCAGAAGGGGGAUGCUUUGGAGGGAAUUCUUACCUCUCAUGCGAAGGCGUGUCCUCCAGUGUGGCCCUCCUUCAGCGAUCGUGGUGCAGCUCGGGGAGAACGAUAUGGUUUCUUCUUCCUGCUACGGGCUGCGUGCUGCCAUAUUACAGGACCUUGGAGAGCUGGCGGCACUGGUGCCGGCAACUAAGUUAAUCUGGUCACAGCUACUGCAACGCCGCAUUUGGCGAGGUAGUCCUUGCCCAGCUGCCACCGAACGUGUGAGGAAGCGGAUUAAUUCCGCGGCAAGCAAGCUGGUGGUGAAUCUGGGUGGGUCUGUGAUCCCUCACCCUCUUAUUUCAUUCAAGGCGAUGGAAUUUUACAGGGAUGACGGGGUUCAUCUCUCGCCAGUGGGGAAUGAUGUGUGGUUGGAUGCUAUGGUGUCCAAGCUGAGGGUAUGGCUUAAUUUGUGAGUGGUUGGCGGCGAGCGUAGGGGCUCGAAUGGCGGUUAGGCAUUGGUUAAAAUUGGUUGGUGGAGGGGUAUGGAUUGGCUGUGCCUGCCCCUCCAAUGCUGCUGCUGACGGGUAUUCCGUUAAAGGAAUUCUGAAGCUUACCAUCCCCUUCGUCCAAACCCUGACGGCAGGGUGCGGGCCGCGUAAGCUUCAAGGAACAAGCGCGGAGUAGAUGAGGGCCUGUGACGCAGCUCCAUCUGACUCUGGCCUUGCUUCCUCCGGGACUGACUAGGGAGUCAGUGCUGUCCCCCAAGGCGGGGGGGGGGACAGGUAGUCAUAACCAAUGCCUAAGCAACCACUCUCAAUUUGUAUGAAAAUAAAGUUGUGGCCAAAAUUAUGCCAAAAACCUUAAACAAAAAUUACGUGUGAUGUCUGAGUUAUUGGGGUACGGGUUUUGGGGGACCUCAGCACGCAAAGCGUGUUCUCAUAAAAGAGAGAGCACGUGUUGCGGAUGGGGCCAAACAAACCCCCUGUUAGUGACCAGGCCAUUGAUGGCAAUGGGCUGGAGCAGAUUGGAUGAUGCUGUUACUGGGGUAAAUUUGAUGUUGCCAAUUUAGGGGUGGGAUUAAUGGUUAUAUAUAAGCAGGGUCCACAGCUUUCUCUUUCUCUUUCGCUGUGGACACCGGAUCUCCCGCCCGCCCUCCCUUGAUUGGGCUUGCGCUUUGACCUUGCUCUGCCUGUCAUGGGGUCGUUCGCAUUGGUGCGGGGGCCCAGUAGGAAUUUGUCCAAUUGGCUGAUUAGUGCGUGCCUUUUGGGUUUUGCCUACUGCUUAGCAAAUCGUCACAACUUGUAAGGUUGGCGGUUAGGCAUUGGUUAAAAUUGGUUGGUGGAGGGGUAUGGAUUGGCUGUGCCUGCCCCUCCAAUGCUGCUGCUGACGGGUAUUCCGUUAAAGGAAUUCUGAAGCUUACCAUCCCCUUCGUCCAAACCCUGACGGCAGGGUGCGGGCCGCGUAAGCUUCAAGGAACAAGCGCGGAGUAGAUGAGGGCCUGUGACGCAGCUCCAUCUGACUCUGGCCUUGCUUCCUCCGGGACUGACUAGGGAGUCAGUGCUGUCCCCCAAGGCGGGGGGGGGGACAGGUAGUCAUAACCAAUGCCUAAGCAACCACUCUCAAUUUGUAUGAAAAUAAAGUUGUGGCCAAAAUUAUGCCAAAAACCUUAAACAAAAAUUACGUGUGAUGUCUGAGUUAUUGGGGUACGGGUUUUGGGGGACCUCAGCACGCAAUGCCGACAUUUGAAUAGAUUCCAUAUGAUAAUUCCUUCAGUUUAGUUUAACAAGAGCAAAGAUUAGAGGCUUUUCUAAAAUCAUCAUGAAGUUCAUGCUGUUUUUUUAGGAGCCAAAAUAUAGCGCUGAGUUGUGAGCCAAUUUAGCUCUGUACUUGAGAACAAAGAGUAAUUUUUUUCCGCUCAGCGCUUCUCAGUGGAUAUGUAGAUGAGCUGUGAGAUGCUGCCUGCCUGAAAUAUUCAGAAGUGGAUUCCCAAACAGAAUAAAAACUGUAAUGUAGAACAUAUCAUAGCUUCCCACCCCCCUUUGACUAAUUUCUAGCUCUGGGCUUUAUUCUUUACAACAUUGCUUCUAUGACUGCUGGCUUGUGGAACCUUUCUGGGCCCGGUUGGCUUCUCAGCUGCAUAAGGCAUACUCCAGUCUCUUAACCAUAAGAAGAAAGAAUUGCCUGCAGCUCAGCCUAGUCUGAGUGGCACAUAUGGCAAUUGAUUAACUACAUGCGCUAUCAGAGAAUUUCAGCUACAUUUGCCUGUUCGUUAAUUAUCUUUUCUCUUAACUUCCUAUAGUCAAAUGCUCAAAUGGAGUUCCGGAUCUACUUCGGUGUCGAAACUGGUGUCGGAAUGCAUGCCCUUUUUAAGAUAAAGGGAAUACACAAAGGGUUGGAAGGCCACCCUACUAGCAUCCUCAUGUCAAGGUACUUUUCAAGUAUAGAUUGUGGCAACCUAUUACAUGGGCAGAAGAGUGUAGACUUUAUGCAGUAAUGCGGCUAAUCCAUGCACAUCUGUUAAUUGUCAAAUCAUUUAUUCAGGUACUCAGAGAAGUCUAGGACACUCAAUAAGGAUUUGUUCCUCCUCUCCUUCCUUUAAUGUAAAGGUAAAGGUGAAGGGACCCCUGACCAUUAGGUCCAGUCGUGACCAACUCUGGGGUUGCGGCGUUCAUCUUGCUUUACUGGCCAAGGGAGCCGGUGUACAGCUUCUGGGUCAUGUGGCCAGCAUGACUAAGCCACUUCUGGCGAACCAGAGCAGCGCACGGAAACGCCAAUUACCUUCCCGCCGGAGCGGUACCUAUUUAUCGACUUGCACUUUGACAUGUUUUCGAACUGCUAGGUUGGCAGGAGCAGGGACCGAGCAACGGGAGCUCACCCUGUCACGGGGAUUCGAACUGCUGACCUUCUGAUCAGCAAGUCCUAGUCUCUGUGGUUUAAUUGCUUCCCAUCAAAUAUCUCAAAAGCGGUUUCACAAUAAAAGCAUCAGCUAUAAAAACAAUUAUACAGUUUCUCAUACACACACACACACACACACACACACACACAUAAUGAUGUGAAAACGAUUGGAGGCCCAGUACAGACUGGAAUAAAGGUCUCUGCUUAAAAGGCUUGUUGAAAAAGCAAGGUCUUGGACAAAAGAAGCAGGGCCUGUCUGAUAUGUACCAGGAGGGAGUGACCAUUGCACUUCAUAGCUGAUAUCAACCAACUUUUUUCUAGCCAAGUCAAUAUGGUGGCUAGGGCCUCAUUGAUAGAGAGGCGUCUUCGAGCUGCCUUGAAAGAGACAGUGGUCAAUCCGUUGCUUAAAAGACCAUCAUUGGGCUCUGCUGAAACUGGCAACUAAAGGCCAGUCUCUAAUUUGCCAUUUCUAAGUCAUAGCCAGGCACUUUUGGAUGAAAUUGAUCACCUGGAUCCAUAUCAGUCUGGUUUCUGUUACAGUUUUGGGAUAGAGAUGGCCUUGAACCCUUUGUAGACUACUACUACUAGUAGUAGUAGUAGUAAUUUACCUUUACUAAUUCAUAAAUGGAAAUAACUAAAUAACUCCCGUACACUCUCCCAAAACCAGUUACUUCCUUUGACACACCACUGCCCUGACCCACCCUUCUGUUGCUCCACCAGGUACAUAAAUGACCAACUCACCUGACUAAACACACCAAAGGUUUCUAAGCCUCUCUUUCCCCAUCCACAUCCUUGCUAUUUCACCAAAGGAUGGACGGAAGACCACCCUAGUCUCGCUCUGGGAAGAAGAGGUAACAAAGCCCACUUGUUAAGCCCCUGCUUCUGUGACUGAGAUGGGCUAGUCUGCUUGAGGAGGCUAGAUAAAAGCCCCCCUCCUCACCAGAAGAACAGAAUUCCUGACCUUCAGCCUUGCAUCAACCGUUCUGGUAGACAUUCCUCUGCACUGUCCUUUGGUCAUGCCAAACAGAGCAGAGCAAGGUAGUGUUUAUGAUCAGAGGGGAUACAGGCAGGAAGAAGGUUAGCCUGCCAAAGAGGCUGUUAGAAAAGGUUCAACACUGAUGGAGUCUGUGGUGUCAAAGGAUUGGAGAUGCGUACACCCACUCUUCUGAGAAGCCAAGGAACCAGGCCUCCUUAUCACCCAAGUCUCAAGUGCAUGGUCUUAACCAGGGCCCCAAAUCUGCCCCAAAUAGGGGACUAUUGCGAGGGCAUUGACACCGCAGAUGCUCAGGCAGUGCAGUAAUUUAGGAUUAGGAUGCUUCUUUCCACCUCGACUAGAUUGGUUCCUUCUGUCCCAACACGGAAUAAGCUCAUCUUAAAUACCAAGCUCUUUCUUGACAGCUCACAAGCUGUGGGAGGGGAAAAGAAAGCAGCCUGCGUCGUUUUACCGAUUGUUCAUUUAGCUUCAAAAGGUGGAUUUUCUAAACAGCAUUUUCUACAUUGUUUUUUUCCCCCUCCUGUUAAUUCAUUUUAAUUCCGUACUGCAUUUUCCUGGUUUUAGGGCUGGGAGGUAUACUGUACAUGCACUGCAUUUUGCAGGGUUUUAAAAGGCUGCUUUAAUGAAUUCUUAAUUACAUUAUUCAAAAGAUCCAUUAUUCAGUAUUCAUCUCACUUCUAAAUGAAAGUCUUUACCUGACAUAUGAAUGAAAUGAGUCUAAAUGCUUUGCAUGCCACCUAGGGAUUCAUAAUAGACUCCUUGCUGAAUGGCAGCAGCAGGUCCCCCCCUUUUUUCUGCUUUAAAUUUACAGGGAUUGUUUGUGGAGAUGAACAGAUAUGAGCUACUCUGCCAGACCCUAAACUCUCUCCAGGCACAUUCUAAACCUCUUAGUGCCUGGGAGAUGAAGGUAACGCCCUAGUUAUUGCAGUGGCAGGGCUGGAAGCCGAGAAGCUGAUAAAUGGGAGCAGAUACCAAUCUAACAGCACAAUCUUAUACAUGUCUACUCAGAAGCAAAGAUGAAGGAGAAAUUAGAAUUCGAAUCGCACAUAAAGACAGGCCUUCCCAAGUUGCACUUGCUGAACAAAUACAUAAACUGAAACACAGACAUUGUUCAAAAUCCGAAUUUUGCAAUGCGUUUCUCCAGCCAACCGGUGUUUGCAAAAAUGUGUAGUCUAGGGUAAAGUGUGCAUUAAAAUGCUCAGAUCAGUGAAAUUUACACCCAAAAAUUCAUUACAUUGGGGAAAAUUGCUUUGCAAAAAUGUUUACAUUGGACAAAAUGGCAUACAAAAAUGUGAAUAUUUGGAGAAAUUCGCCCUAAAAUGAUGAUGAAAUUUCAAGAGGGCCAAACAAAUAAACUGAUAUGGAAAUAUGAAUUAGAAAUAUGAGAAACCAAAAUUGACAGAUUAACACAAUCCCUACUUAGAAGUAAAUCCAACUGGGUUUGGUGGGGCUUAAUCACAGGUAAGUGAGGAGAAGAUAACAAAAUGAAUUUUGUGGCACCUUAAACAGAUUAAUAUCAAACAGAUUUAUUGUUAUACAAAUCUGUGCUGUAGAAUGUAGACGUUUGUGCCAAAAUAACAUUACAAUUCUAACCGUGCUUACUCUGAAGCAAGUAUCACUGUGGCCUAUCCCCAGGCAAAUGUAUAGAGAACUGAAGUCUAUGUAUCUACAUACCUGACAGUAAAUCCCACUGAACAUGAUGGGGCUAAUUUUUGAGCAAAUAUGCAUUGAAUUGCACUGCCAACCUACUAUUGGUCUUGCAAGGUACCACAACUCUUCUUUGUGUUUGCAGCAGCAGACUUAGAAUAGCCACCCCUUUAGAAUUUGCAUCCAGAUGAUUGUUUUACUGUGCAAUAAUAAAAGACACAGUUGUUGUAAAUAGCCACAUGUUCAAAGCAUCUGUUGCAGGGAAAUGACAUUUCCCCAAUACUGAGCCUGAUAGAGAAUAAAAUCAACAAUGAUUUUAAUUAUGGAAAGAAACAGAUGGCAAAAAUGCAGUAUAGUCACAAGUGGAGCAAGUGUAAUGUUUUAGAUCAGCCUGACAAUGUUGACUUUUCCAUUCUGUCCACCAUGAUACUUUAGUAUGAAGCAGAAGAAAAUGUAAAUAUUAAUAUAUGGGGUCAUCUAUAGUUUUAAAAAGGAGAGUACAGGAAGAUUUCAUGAGCGUUAAAAGUGAAAUCAUCUUCUUGCUUGUAAGGUGUAUGACAGGGGUGGUCCAAUGGGGGCGCAAACUGAUAAAAAUUGGGCAGGAGGUGUUGAGGCCUCUUUGUGCCCAUGUCUUAAGUGCAGCAAGGCUGAAGUCUCAAUCUCCCAAUGGAUGAAUUGCUAGCUAUAGAUGCCACCCACCUUAAUAGACCUAUUUAAGAACUGUAAUCCACACAAGAGACUCAGUGUGUCAUGGCUCCAAUUAUUAUUUUCCUCAAUUAUUAUUUCCUUUCUUUAUUCCAGUUUUUACUGUGAUGAAUUUCCCAAAGUCAAAGUACAGGUUUUAUUAUAUGCUGAUUCCUUUCCAAAUAUUUGCAUUUAGUAAAUGGACACUUUAAACAAGCGACAAUUUGGGAGUCUGACAUAAAAUGUUGGACCCAAUCAUAACAGGUGGGGAGAGAUUUUUAUUUCAUUUAAGAAGUGGCUUCUUCCGUGCCCCCUUUGUUAAAGUGAGGAAUAGGUGUUGCCUAUGUGAUCCAUACUACAAUGAUAGAGACUUAAUGACAGUUAACAAACCAGGUUAAUAAGCCAGGAUCUGAUCUGACUUGGCCUCUGGCACAGAAGUUCCAUUUCCAAGGUUCCUCAGGGAGGACGAUUAAACCAUUUUAAGUCUCUAUCAUUUUCUGCUUCAGAUGUUUAUGGGCGAAUGUUGGCUUAAUGUAAGCCAAGAUUUCCACACCAAGACCAGUGUGCAACCAGAAAAGGGGAGGGGUUUGUGAAUCUCUGGGGAAAUGACUGAGCAUGGUGAGAAUCUUGCCUUUGUGUGUCUAGAUUCAGUAGAAGAAAAAUGGUCCAUUUUCCAGUUCUUUCCUUUAAACACCAUUGUAUUUGGUUUGGGGUUCCUAUUAGGUAGGACAGACAUCAUUGUCAGUGCCAACUAUAUAGAAAUCACGGAAAAUAAUGACUUAUUUCUGUAAGUCAAUUGCAUCUAAGCCUUCUCUGUAGAAUACAAAUAUAACAACAUAUAAUAACACAUUCCUUAACUUCCUGGGUACACCAGUAAGACUAAAUGAGGACAUCAGGAAGUUUAAAAGAACCAUUUGAUGUGAUAACAGUGUCUUUAUACUAAUAUGGUGUCUAAUUUCCUGUCUUUCCCUCUUAGAAAAAAAAAUUAUUAAAAUGUAUAAUCACUUCCUCUAUAUAACUGUCAUUUGAGCUAAAAAAAAAACCACCUUCAUUUUUUUUAAUGGUGCUGUCUUUUGUCAUUACAACUGCAGGAAUUUCAAACUAGUAUUUGAAAAGAUACAGCCAUAGGUAGAAUUUAUCAACACAAAACUAUACCUUGCUCAAAUCUCUGAGUGCUGUUUUCAAUGGAUUUUAUCACUCAGGGGAAAGAAGUGUGAUUAUAUAGAUAAAGGAUCCAAAUGAAUGCUCAAUAAAUAAAUAAAUGGUCUAAUAAUAGCCAAGAAAUUCUGAACAAUACUGCUCAAGGAGUAACAACUAAAGGAUGAUUCACAGGACUGAAAAUUGUCCUUAACUGUGCAGGGAAUUGAAUGCCCAUUUUAGCUGGCUGUGCUGUAAAGUGGGUGUCAGAUUGCUGCAUAAUGCGGCCAGAAGACUGUGGUGCUAUCAGGGUAAAACUUUCUUUUUAUAUAAUAUUUUUUAUUAGUUUUCAAUUACAAUAAUCCACUAAUAGCCACAUUAUAACAAUGUCAAAUUAUAAUACAAUUAAUAAUACCAAUAAUUGAUAUGACAAAUUAUACAAUUUAGGUGGCCUCCCGCGUGAUAGAAUUGAUGGUUUGACGAUUUACAGGGUCAAACUUUCAGGCAGAAGCCCAUGACCCACCCCACCCCAAUUUAGCAAGGCUGACUUACCACAUUUUGAAGUAAGCAAAGCAAUGUGCGUUACAAACAAGAGAGGAUCCAUCCCUGUAAGAUCAUGGAGUUCAUAGUCUGAAAUUACCUAACAGCACUGCUGUCAGGAUAUUUUUUCAGCAUGUAUUUAGGAAUGGUUAGGGUUAGGGUUGCUGUGUUGGGAUGGUGGGGCUGAUGAAGGUCAAGAUGGGCAGAAGUGCAUCUCCUCACCCUACUCCCCACUGGCCAUAUGAAGGUAUGGAGCCAUAGGUCAGCUGGCAUGUGCUAUUUUAAAGCUUUAAACUUGGAGUUAACGAUGGGUAUAAAACGACACGCUCCAAAUCACCUAACCUUCUUAGCUGCUUAAAAGAGUAUAUAAUCUGCUCAAAUAUUAUACAACCUUUGAAGUGAAACAGUGAAAAUCAUCUGUGCUACCAGUCUUCACUCUGCCUCAAGGUUUAUUUGCCAGGACAUUUGGGUCAUAGAUCUGUUGCUGUUGUUGUUGUUUUUCUUCCUGAAUACUGAGCAGUGGAUUACGCACCUGAGCUUUGCUCUAGCCAGGACUUCUGGAGCUUAUAAAUCUUGAAUUCACUUUCAAUUAUUCUAGGGAGAGAACACACCUACAGUCAUAACUUUAGUUGUCAACCUCAUGGCACCUGGCUAUUCAGAAGCCAAUGCACCAAUUUUCUUCUUUGUUUCUUCUUAAAAUUUCAUUCCAGACAUUAUACACAUACAUGUGCACACACAUUUAGUGAUUAACUGCAUCCUGCCAAGAUCCAAAACAAGCUUACCUAAGUUUCUACUGUCUGUCUGUUUGUCUGUCUGUCUACCCAUCCAUGUCUUUUCAUUCAUGUAAAAGAGCAGGAAUUGUUGGUACUCAAGAAUUUCACUGGUACAGCACAGUAAGAGAUAGAAACUCUUGUCCCUCCAGAUGUUAAACUCCAGCUUCCAUCUGCUGCAGCUAGCAUGGCCAAUGGUCAAGGAUGAUGGGAGUUAUCAUCCAGCAAUAUCUGGAAGGCCAUGUGUCCCCCAUCCCUAUUGUCCAGAAUGAGCUCAGGUUGAGGCCUCUACUCUGCCAUGAACUAAAUCUAAGUUACCUCAUUGGGUCAUUGAUAUGACUAACUCUUGGCCCCUGCUCUGGGUUCUUGAGGUUGAGCAACAAGGGAAACAAGACUGCUUGCUGCCAAGUCUUUUACUCCACUAUGCUGGUGACAAAUGACUAGUCAAUGGCCUGGUUCACACUUGAUAACUGCGGCGGGAAGGAUGACUUUCCAUUGCCUAUUGCCAUAGAGAGACCUUUCAUAUCACCUUACUUCAAAGCCAACAGUUUUCAGUGGAGUCUAGUUACACAUAAGCUCCGAGUCUCAGAGGCUGUCACAAAUCCUGAACACACUUAUGGAAGAGUAAGUGCCAGCGAAAUAAAUAGGGAUUACUUCUGAGUAGCUUAUAAAUGUUGAGCAAGGAAGUGAAGAAUAGGCAUGUGUGAAGGCGCCCAAUGGAAGAGCAAGGAAAUAGGAAAACACAGGGCGGGAAAGCGUGUUACACGGUCCAUUUUCAAUUUGCAAGCAAAUCGAGGCAACUCAUGAUUCCACACAGCGCCCUUGUCAAGCCCCUCACAAUAUGCUUCUGAUUAGCAGUUGCUCAGUUUUAUCCUGCUGGUGCCCUGCACUGUGGAGAUGUUUGUCUCCCAAAUUGUAGAUUCCUUUUGAAAAUCCUUAGCUGUCUUACUUUUGCACCACACAAUCCAAUACACAAAUAGCAUUGUGCACAUAUGGAAGUCUUCAUGGCGACGCAUACAUAUUCCCAGUCAAAACUAUUUUACAAACCCUAAUGCUUUGCAGAUGAAAACACAGAAAAGACGACAGUUUUUAAACGGUAAUGUUUUUUGACGUUGUUCAAUCUUGUUUUAGUAAUUGACAUAAACAUGUUUAAAAAGGACUAUUAAUAGAACGAGCAUGCCUGAUUUUUUUUAAAAAAAUGUUUUCAGUGCUGUACAGCUGUAGAAUUAGUAAUCAUUACAUUUUUCUGUUUGUGAUUAUUUGGCUACUCCUGUAAAUAAAGAACCAGCCUUUAAAAUAUUCUCAUUAAUCAUAAAAAUGCCAUUGUCUCAACUGGCUGCAAGAAAUUCACACUGAUCUCUGCCUUGCCUUGUUGCUGUUAUGUGUCUUCUUUUUCAUAUGAUUAGUAUUAUUAGUGGCGGUAAAAUAUGGUUUACCCCACAGAUAAUUGAGGGAAAUUUUCAUAUUGUAGCUCAUCAACUUUGAGCUUGUGUAUUCUGCCUCCAGACCUAUGUUACAUAACAAUCUGUGCCUGAAAUGUACCCAUAAAAUUGGUAGCAGUCCAAAGUAUUUGGAGUUGCAGGGCAGAAAGAUUAUAUUGGUGGGCAGCUAAUAGCUGGAAUAAUCUUGAGCAGCUUUCCUCAAGAUGUUUUGGACUACAAGUUUCAUUAUGAGACUUCUGCUUUGUUUUUGUUUUUUUAAACUCAAACUUUAACGGUGCCCUUCAUGAUAACCUCUGGAAGUAUUGGCCUACAAUUUGGCAGGCUAAAACUGCUCUGGAGGUACAGCUAGACCAGCAAAUUCCAUCUAUUUCCUGAUUAUAGUUUACUUUGAGCUGUUGUGCAACAAACUCGCUCCUCCCCCCAAAAAAGUGAACUUUUUGUGACAAGGGAAAUGACAGGGGGAUGCAGUGGGAAGGGUAGGAUAACACUUGCUUUGAGGCAAUGUCAUCUAACCUGCCCACAAAGAAACCAGAAUGAAUGCUCAUCGAAUAGCCAACAUUGUCUAAUCUCUCAGCAAACAAAUCAGGAUGACUGCCCAAUAAACAGGUUGUCUGGAAGUGCUCACUGUCCCUUCAUGCCAACAAGGGAGAGCCAUGUGUGGGGCACUGCGAGCCUCAGGACGCAAUGGACUACAAACACAUUUUUAUGUGUGUGAACAUGGAAUUUAAAAUCUCAUUGCCCCAUAGCACCCAUUCUAUCCUCCAGUUCGUUUAUCUCAUCUAAUCCUAGAAAUUAUUCACUCUGCCCUUCUUUUCAAUUAGACUCCUUUAAAGGAAAAAGAACCUCAACGGAAUAGCAGGGAAGUUAAAUUUGAAAUCAACUGAAUGCCCUCAAUUGUAGGGGCAUAAGGCGCUUUUCAGCUCAGCUUCAACUUUGUCCCUAAUGAGGGUCCUGUGGAAAAGCUCAUUCAAAGAUCAGAAUAGGCCAGACUGUUGUGCAUUUCAGCUCCUUCCAGGGAGUUCAGUCGAACAAUUUCCCCUUGUCAAAUGGUAGCAACAAAAUUCAGGUGAUGUAAAACUGAUCAUUUUAAUUCUGCCAUUUAAGUGUAAUUGUAAUUUUAUUUUAUUUGUUUUUAUCUUUUCUAAAGCACUCCGAGAGGUCCAAAGAAAGGUGUUCUACAAUUGCAAGUGCUGGAAGUGAUUGACAAAUUAUUUUACAACUGGCACUUAUUAUUCCUUUUAUUAAGAAUAAAGUGGCUUUUAGAGCAAAAACAAUAGGGUGAAAAGGGGAUCUUUUAUGCACUCAUUACAAAUAGAAAAUUGGAAAGGAAAAGUUGUAAUAAAAGCUAAGGGUAUAAUCCACCAGAAAGUUCUCCCCUGAAAGCUCCAUUGAAAUGAAUGGGAACUUUGUACUAGUAUUCAUUUCAGUGGGGUGUGCAUAGGAGGAAUUCAUGGCAAAUUGUGCUCCAAAUGGUUUUAUCAGUGCCUGCACUUCUCAAGUUGUAUGUAAAGAAGCUGUCAAGUAAUCCAAUGGACGCACAAGCAGUGGUCCUUUGAUAGGAUCAGAGAAAGAUUGCCCUAAGGAGUAAAUGGCAGACUAAGUAACAACCCACCUCAUCAUAGAAAGCUGAAGGCCCUGAUCCAGCUAAGGUCAAGCAUAACUAGUAAGUAGGAAUGGGGGAAAAUUCAAUUCACAUUUAUAGGUAAACCUACCUAAUUAACAUGUUUCUGAAUUUUGCAGAGCAGUUUUCUAGCCACGCAACAUGUACAAAAAUGCAUAUCCUAGGGUAAGGUGCAUAAAAUGCAUAUAUGCCUGAAAACAUAAUGCAUUUUAUUGCAGAAAAUUGCUUUGCCAGAAGGGAUAUGUUAGGCAAAAUUGCAUUCCAAAAUGUGUAUAUUGGGAGACAUUUGCAUAAAAAUGCCGAGUAAUUUUCAUGAGGACUUGCUUAAAAAUUGGAAACUGAUGUGUAUAUAUAUGGAGAACCGAACUUCAGAUAGGAAAAAAACAGCUACUGAAAGAAACAGAAAUUGACAAAUUCUCCCAUCUCUACUAGUGAGUCAUAACUAGUGAGUCAUAACUCUCAUUUAACCCUACUGGAACAAAUCAGUAAAUAUGAAUGUCACUCCCUGCUGCUUUCAGUGGGACUUAGUGGUGGCAAACAUUAGCUGGACUGAGGCCAGGGAAGCUUCUUUUAAAAGUUGUUUUCACUUGGGAUUGUUGUUGAAGAAAAUGCAUUACAUAAAAGGCUCCUCUUUAACACCUGCCAUGUUUCUUUCAAAUCACAGUGCACAGGGAUGUACAUUCCUUUUAGGUGCAUGUACAUAACACAUUUUGGCCCUACUCUACGUAUAUGAACAUACUGCAUUGCAUUCCUUCCUGACAAUUAAGAAGUCAGAUUCUGGCAGCACCAGUCACUUGGGGUCAUUGCUGGGUUGCUGUUUUAAAGGGAGGCAGGAGAUGGAGUUGGAUUCAGUCCUUCAUUCGGCCAGGAAUCUUCUCUGCAUAUGGCUGCCAAUCCAACAAGAUUUAUAUUCAAUAAGGGAGCUACAUUUGGAAACAUAAAAUCCAAUUUAGUGAUAAAUUAAGGUCUUCAGGGGCAAAUAUAUGAGCUAAUCUUCUUAAUUGUCAGGUAGGUGUGUGGAGCAGAUGUUGAAAAAGCUUCCAUCUUUUUUGCAGAUGUUGAAAGCAGAUGCUAACGCAAUGCCUAGUUUUCAAAUGAAGCUCCCUUCUUGAAUAUAAAUCUCAUUGGAUUGGCAAAGGUAUGGAGACACAGUUCCUGAAUGAAUCCACCUUCUAGGGCUGAAUCCAAUCCCAUCUGUCAUCAGAACCUAGGGGAAUGGUGCUACCAAAUGAGUUUCUUUAUAUGUUUUCCAUUUUGGUUACUAUGCGAAACGAGAGUGCAAUUUCAGACAGGCCUUUGAAGAAGCUGACUUGCAAGUAUGUGUUUUAGUUGGUUUAAACUGCUUGUUUUAUAGAUGUUUUACCUGCUUUGUUUUUAUACUUGACUUAUUUAGUAUGCUACUGCUUUUUUAAAAAUUGUAUUUACAUUAUUGCUGUUAUCUGCAUUGAGCAUCAUUUGGUGAAAGGCACAAUAAGUAUUUAUCUAACAAAUUUCCUUGGAGGCCUUUUGCAUAUGUCUUCAGCAGCUUUAGCUGUCCCUACCAGUUUGCUGUCAUCUGCAAAUUUGAUGAGCAUCCCCUCAAUUUUCCCAAGAUUAUGAGGAACUAUUAGUGAGCACUCUUUGGGUUCAGUCAGUCAGCCAGCUACAAAUUCAACUAACAGUUACCUCAUGCAGCCCACAUUUUAUCAGCUUUGUCAAAGCCCUCACUGAAAUCAAGAUACACUACAUCCACAGCAUUCCCAUGAUCCACCAAGCUUGUAACUCUGUGGAAAAAAGAAAUGAGAUUUGUCUGGUGUGACUUGUUAUUGAGAAACCCAUGUUGGGUCUUUGGAACCACAACAUCCUUUUCUAAGUGCUCACAGAUCAACCAUUUAAUUAUCUGUUCUAGGAGCUUUCCUGACCAGUCAGUAGUUACACGGGUCUUUCUUUUUACCCCCUUUUGAAGAUAGGGACAACAUUUGCCCACCUCUAGUCUGCAGGAACCUCACCUCUUCCUCAAGAAUUCUUAAGGAUUAUAGACAGCGGCUCUGAGAUUACACGCACAAGCCCCUUCAGUACCCUUGGGUACUAAAUAAUCAUUGGAGAAGAGAAAGAUGGGAAUAAGCAAGAUAUAAGGGGAGAGAACGAAAAGUAUAUUAUGACAGAAAGAUACACAGCAGGAGCCAGGAUCGUAGAAUAUACACUGACUAUAUCUUUGGUGAUGGAGCACAUCAAAGGAUAAACAUAGUGAAAAGACAAUGGGAUUCACAAUGAGGAGGAACAUGCUGGCACUCGAAGACUCAACUGAAUACGUUACAGGAAUAAUUUGUCUCACCAAAGACAGUGAUUUGUCUGCCAGGAGUAAUGUUAAAGGCAACACUGAGAGGGAACAGACUAUAUAUAUAUAUAUAUAUAUAUAUAUAUAUAUGCCAUAAGAUUGCUUCAUUUGGAGUGCUAGGUAUAAAUGACAUUAAAUUGGGAGAGGGGGAGCAUGUUUGCAAGAUAAAACCAAGACAUCUUACUUGAAGGGGUGUGGGGGUGCUUUCAUGUUUGCACUGCUACUUAAGAGAUGACUUUCUGAUGAUGAUUAGGGAGUAAAUUAAUGGUUUUCUAAAUGUAGAUAGGAUGGAUAUGUGCAACCUGCGGAUAAGCAAGAGUGAUUUGAAAGUAGGGGAGGAGACAGGUUGUCUCUUAAAAGAAUGCAGCAGAGCAGACAACUGCUGAAUGGGAAGAUGAAGGUGGUAAUUAUUUAAGCGCUUCCUUGAUAUCAAAGCAGAGUUAACUUAACCCUCCCACCAGUGAUCUUGCUGCUUGCUAGAAAGAGUUUUGAGUCAUAGUUGCCUACUGGAUGAGGAAACCGACAAUGUGCCUUGCAAGACGUAGGCAACGGAGAACAUACAGUAGUGGCUCAGAAGCUCUUUUCCUGGAAGCUGUGAGUUUGAGCCUCUCUCAAACUAAGGAGAAAUUCACACCAUGCCCAUUUGAGUUGGAAAACUCAAAGGCUGUUCUGUGUGAUUUUUGUCAGUUCCGCUCACUCAUAUGGUGUGCAAGAUACUAAAACUAACACGUUUCAACGUACCACUUCACAUAUGGCACAAUGUUUCACCCUGACACGUGAUUCAGAUCUGCUUAAGAGGAGAGGAAUUGGAUGGAAAAUAGAACCGGUCAUUCUCUGAUAGUUGGGAAUGAAGAGAAUAUAAUCUCACCCGGUCAUUGGGACUUGAUGUUGACUCUUCUUUUCUUAUCUCUGCAGAUGCGAUCUCCUGGGUGACGUGGACACCAUUAGACAGUUGAAUGCACAUGUGUACGCCAUCCAUUUCGCUCUCUCCCACGUGGCUUUGGACACUGGCAACGCACGCUAUGCCACUAGUCUUGUGGAAACAGGGAUUCAUUUUAUAUUUCACAUUUCACUAUUAUUAUUUUUACACCAUUCCCUGUAGGCCAAACUAGGUGUGACAUGAAAGCCAGGUGUAUUUAUCUUGUAUCCUAAACCUUCAUAUGUAAAACAGGUGGAGACUGUCUCCUUUUCUAAAAUGAAAUGGAUGGGGUGAAUCCUCUCCUACCUCACCUCAUUGUGCUUCAUUGCUUCAGCCAAUUUUCUCCUGGACCACCCAUCACUUGUGCUAGAAUGUGCCAGACUGGAUAAAAACACUUGAAGCAAUGGAGUGCAGUUUGGUAAGGUGGAGAAGGAGAGGUUUCUCUCACCUCAACCACAGUCUUCUUUUGUAUAUAUAUAUAAAUGCAUCCACACAGUAUCAUACCACUAUUUAUUUCAUAAAUAAAAUACAAGAUGGCAUUACUGUAAGGUGGGGUGAGACUUCUCUUCUCACACAGCAGAUUUUGGAGUACAAUUAACGAAUAAUAAUUUGACAGUUCUUUAGCUUAUUAUAUUUUUUACCGCCACAGGCGUAUCAUUGGG
Molecule: messenger RNA, 30039 nt
Organism: Podarcis lilfordi (Lilford's wall lizard)
Lineage: Eukaryota; Metazoa; Chordata; Lepidosauria; Squamata; Lacertidae
Source: the annotation of a GenBank genome assembly